This is a messenger RNA of Carya illinoinensis, 3567 nucleotides long. RefSeq names its product nodulin homeobox-like. Gene Ontology annotation, biological process: flower development. Gene Ontology annotation, molecular function: single-stranded DNA binding. Lineage: Eukaryota; Viridiplantae; Streptophyta; Magnoliopsida; Fagales; Juglandaceae. Bases 405 to 3281 code for a protein of 958 amino acids. The record is from RefSeq and is a predicted model, not a curated record. The transcript has 19 exons.
AAUAGCUAGUCGCAAAACAGCCAUAACCAAAUAAAAAACAGCAAUAAAAAGCUUACAAAUAAUUAACGUCAGUCUUUCAAUCAUAGCUUUCACUUCUCAAUCCCCACAUCGUCGUGUGCAUUAACCCCUGCACCCCCGCGAAAUUUCUCUUCUUCUUUGCUUCUUUGUACUCGAAGCUCGCCGACACGGACAGUACGGUUCCCAGAAGUUACCAGUAUGUCAUCAAGAACUCAACAUUCCAAAUGUUGAAGAGUAAGGUUCAAUGACAUUAUGGUGUGUGCUUGGUGCACAUACUAAAUAUUGAUGUCUUUUUGCAACUAAAAGUUAAGUACAUUCUGGAAUGAUCACUUUAGGAUCAUUUGACAUUUGGACGGCAUGGGAAAUGCUUUUCCUUCUGAUUCUCCAUGAUGAGGCAUGCAAAGGAAGAACCGUCAUGUAGUGCUGCACAAGCCAUUGACUUAAUUGCAGCAGUGAAGGAGUUACAUGGGCUUAGUUCUCAGGAACUUAACAAAUUAUUGAGGGAUUCUGAAAAUUUUACAAUUCACCACCUUACCGAAAAAGGAUCGAUGAUAAAGAUUGAUAUGGACAAGCUAGCAACCUUUCUUCCUUUGCACCUUCUUGGAGUUCUCAUAUCAUCUGAUAGGGAGGAAGCUCUUUUCAGAUAUUUGUUAUGUGGUAUUCGGCUCUUGCAUACCAUGUGUGACUUAUCACCUCGUCAUGCUAAAGUUGAGCAGAUUUUGCUAGACGAUGUAAAAGUGUUGGAGCAGCUUCUUGACCUGGUGUUUUAUUUGCUGAUCGUUCUUGGUGGCUAUAGACAGGAUAACCAUAAUUUUGGUCCCAUUCCCCUGGUGCAUUCAGCACUUGUGGCAAGCAGUCUAUAUCUAUUAACGGGAUGCAUAUCUUCACAGUGGCACGACCUUGUUCCUGUAUUGCUUGCGCACCCUAAGGUUGACAUCUUUAUGGAUGCAGCUUUUGGAGCAGUUUGCACAGCCAUUGGGUUACUUGGGACCAAGCUGUCAGCCCACCAGUCUGAUAUUUAUACAAAUUCAAGUCUGACUGCUGAACGAAUAGUUAAUAUAAACUAUUUAUGCCAGCAAUGUGAGGCUUCAUUACAGUUUCUUCAGCAGUUGUGCCAGCAAAAUUUGUUUCGAGAGCGCCUACUCAGGAAUAAGGAAAUAUGUGGAAAGGGUGGAGUUCUCUUUCUGGCUCGAGCUAUCUUGAAGUUAAAUGUGCCACCUUUUACCGGGUCCUCCAGAGUUGUGGCCUCUCUCUCUAGGAUGAAAGCUAAAGUCCUAUCAAUUCUGUUGAGUCUGUGUGAAGCAGAAAGCUUUUCCUACCUGGAUGAAGUUGCCAGCUCACCAGAAAGCCUGAAUUUGGCAAAGUCUGUUGCACUAGAGGUUCUUGAGUUAUUGAAGAAUGCUCUUGGGAGAGACCCCACACAUCAUAGCUCUUGUCCCGACAGAAGUUUCCCAAUGGGCUUUUUGCAACUCAAUGCGAUGCGACUUGCUGAUAUUUUCUCCGAUGAUUCUAAUUUUCGAUCUUACAUUACUAUACACUUUACUAAAGUUCUGACUGCAAUAUUUUCACUUCCUCAUGGAGAUUUUUUAUCCAGUUGGUGUUCAUCUAAUCUCCCAUCGAGGGAAGAAGAUGCUAGUGUUGAGUAUGAUUCAUUUGCAGCGGCUGGAUGGCUUUUAGACAAACUUUCGUCAUUGGGCCUACCAAAUAGAACAAAUUUGGGAUUUAACCUAGUUCCAAAUAACAUGCCCCAGGCUUCCUAUGAACAUCAGAGAACAUCCUUAUUUGUCAAAAUAAUUGCAAAUCUCCAUUGUUUUAUUCCCACAAUCUGUGAAGAGCAGGAGAGGAACCUCUUCCUUCUGAAGUUUUUGGAGUGCUUGCAAAUGGACCUAUCUAAAUCAUCACCUGAAUUUUCCAGUAGUCCUGAUGCUCUGAAAGCUGUGAUUGUUUGCAGGAACCUUCGUUCAUUGUUAAGCCAUGCAGAAUCUUUAGUUCCUGGCUUUUUGAAUGAGGAUGAUGUCCAGCUUUUAAGGGUGUUCUCUGGCCAAUUGCAAUCACUGAUUACUUCUGGAGUGUUGGAAGAAAAUCAAGUCCAAGAUAACAAAUUUGAGGAUUCAACAUCUUGGGAUAAGUUUUCCAAACUCAAUGCCAGUGAAAAUCAUCAGGAGGCCCAGAGUACUGGGGGAUGCUCAUCACCUUUACCGAGAAGAGAACCUCUAAAAGCUAAGUACAAAAGAGCUAACUUGAAGGAGGAAAUAUCAGAGAACUCUGAUUUUCAAGAAGUGGAGCAGUAUUAUGUCAAAACUGAUCGUGGGGAUCAAGGUGAUGAUAUAAUGAGGCAAGAUAGGAAGGAGGAUAAAGGUAUAUCUGGUAAGGUUGCAUCUCGAGGUUUGAGGGUGAUUGAUAGAGAUGUUCAGAAUGUUGAAACUAGUGGUUCCGACACAAGCUCAUCAAGAGGAAAGAAUGCUGCUGAUCAAAUGGAAAGUGGUGAGUUAUCAAAAUUCCACAAGCACAUCAAAGAGAGGGCGUUUGGAGGAAAUGCAGAGGAUGAAAAGGUUCCAAUGGUUCAAUCUGAAGAAAAGCAGCGGAAAAAACGGAAGCGGACUAUAAUGAAUGAUAAACAGAUAACACUUAUAGAAAGGGCCCUUUUGGAUGAACCUGAUAUGCAGCGAAAUGCAACUUCAAUACAAACAUGGGCUGAAAAAUUAAGUCUUCAUGGUUCUGAAGUUACGGCUUCGCAGCUAAAAAAUUGGCUGAAUAAUCGAAAAGCCAGGCUGGCCCGCACGGCUAAAGAUGUACGUACAACUUCGGAUCUUGACAAUGCCCUUCCAGACAAGCAAGGUGGGGCAGUACCAGUACCAAGUGAAGAUGCUAAUGCCAGAGCUAAGGAGAGAAGAGAUCCUCGAAGCAUGUUGAGAAGUGUUAAUGGUGAGAACUCUGGGAGUGCCAUGGCGGAGUUUGUUGACAUUGGUCCUGCAGAAUUUGUUCAAUGCAGGCCAGGUCAGUUUGUUGUGCUUGUAGAUGUGAAAGGAGAGGAGAUUGGUAAGGGAAAGGUGUACCAGGUACACGGUAACUGGUAUGGAAAGAACCUGGAGGAAUUAGAGAGAUGUGUUGUGGAUGUUAAUGAGCUCAAGGCUGACAGAGGGGCGAAACUUCCAUACCCGUCUGAAGCCACCGGCACUUCUUUUGAUGAGGCUGAAUCAAAAAUUGGGGUAAUGAGAGUAUUGUGGGAUGCUAAUAGAAUUUUCAUGUUGCGGCCUCAAUGAAUGUAACUGAUUACUAAUGGCUGUAUUUUUUUUUUUUUUUAUUGCUGCCUGAAAGUUGAUAAUUUCACAUGUUAUAAUCACUAAAACGUCUUUGAGGCAGGAAUUUCGCGUGCACUCAAAGUCGGAUCUUGAUAGAUUAGGGUUUGAUCAAAGAGCUGUCAACACCGAGCUUAACUGGGGUAAAAGUAAAUAACCUUUUCCUUCAUUCCCCACCCUACCACGUUGUAUUCUUGCCUAGUGCAAACCUUAGAACUUAUGAUCAGCUUAAUCCCUGUAAUGUUAGAUA